AUGCCGCAGCUCACCGACACGUGCGUCAAGAAUGGUGGCUCCCAUUUCCUGGCCGAGAUUGCCUCUCGCGAGUUCAUGGACAACAUGGUAUCGCUUCUUCAAGCUGUCGGAGCAGGUGCAGUCAAUGCCGAGGUCAAGUCCAAGAUCCUUGAGUUCAUUCAGUCUUGGGCCGGAGCCACUGAAGGCCGCUAUGAGCUCUCGUAUAUCGGAGAAGUGUACCGAACACUCCAGCGCGACGGCUAUCAAUUUCCACCCAAGAUUGCGGUUGCGAGCAGCAUGAUCGACAGUAACGCGCCCCCGGAAUGGGCCGACUCAGAGGUUUGCAUGCGGUGCCGCACCGCCUUUACCUUUACGAACCGAAAGCACCAUUGCCGCAACUGUGGAAACUGCUUCGACCAACAGUGCUCGAGCAAGACUGUUGCGCUUCCUCAUCUUGGAAUACACACACCGGUUCGGGUCGACGACGGUUGCUAUGCGAAAGUCACCGGUAAGGGCUACAAGGAGCUAGGUCCCUUGCAAGAUCGCUCGCCUACAUACCCGCACAAGACCAAGAGCACCACAGCUAUGCAGCCGCGCAAUGCUCGUGUCGAGGACGACUUUGACGAAGACAUCAAGAAGGCUCUGGCUAUGAGCUUGGAGGAGGUCAGCGGCCCGACCAAGGGCAAGGUUUCCUUGCCAAUCAACGGUAACAAACCCAACGACUCAGCUACCGCGAAGCAAGCCGAGGAGGAAGAUGCCGACCUGUGCGCUGCGAUUGCUGCAUCGUUGGCCGAUAUGGAAGAGCAGAAGCAAAACCACAGUGCUGCGCUGAAGCAGCAAACCGCACCACCUUCCGGGACCACGGCCAACACAUUUACCAUGCCCAAGAACGAGUACGAACUCACCCCCGUCGAAGCCGAAAACAUCAACCUAUUCUCCACGUUGGUCGACCGCCUUCAGACGCAGCCUCCCGGCACGAUUCUUCGAGAACCCCAAAUCCAAGAACUAUAUGACAGCAUUGGCACGCUGCGGCCGAAGCUCGCCCGCACAUACGGCGAAACGAUGAGCAAGCACGUGAGUAUAGACGCAUUACUCGAUUUGCAUGCUAAACUGUCAACUGUUGUGCGAUACUACGACCGGAUGCUUGAAGAGCGGCUAUCUAAGGCGUACAGUCAACAACAUCUCGGUUUCAGUCCAGCUCCUGUCCGCCACCAUGCCGGGCCGUAUCCAUCCAUCUCGGCACAAAAUACGGGCAGCGCGCACGGAGAGUCUUUCUACACUGGGCAACAGCCAGCUUACCCGUCCAUGCGAAACCCCAAUCUACAUCAAGCACAACCAAACCAGCCCCAGUUUGCACCAUAUGGCGCAAGACCUGACUUGGCUCAGGGUCGUUAUCCAUCGAUGCCGCAGCAGACAGAACCGAACCCGAUGCAGGCAUCACAUCAGCCUCACAUGUCACCGUCUGCCGAUCCGAAUUUGGCGUAUUAUGCCAAUCCUAGCGCGCCUCCCCCAGUGCAAUCUCCGUCCGGCCCAUCAGCACCCGGCCCUGUGCCAGAUGCUACGCAGUCACCAUACCCUAACCUCCAACAAAUGCAAUACAACCGCGGAUCAGUAUCAUCUCAGACACAGAGUACCCCUGUGCCAGCGCAAGCGCAGCCGUCUCAACCGCCUCCCCAGACACAGCAACCUCCUCAGCAAGCUGUGCCGAGAACCCAUCAGCAGCCCUACUGGCAGCAGGCGGCCCACACGCCGGCGCCGGCGCCAUCGCAACCGGCCCCUCAGAGCUGGGGAUACGCUGGGCAGCUCCCCUCUGUCCCGCAGCAUGAGCCCGCGAGGCAACAGCCCGCACAAGAGGAAGCACUUAUCGAACUGUACCGUGGGCUAGCGGCCAAGGUUCGUAUUGGUCCGGGUUCCGUAACCGCAACAAGAGAAAUCCCCUCCGCGGUGGGGGGGAAGGUCGCGAUCGGAGCAAGUCCAGUCACUGACGAGGCCGUCUUCGGCUGUGGUUUGUAA
Cordyceps militaris CM01 is the source of this 1992-nucleotide messenger RNA. RefSeq names its product vacuolar sorting-associated protein (Vps27), putative. Gene Ontology annotation, molecular function: ubiquitin binding; phosphatidylinositol-3-phosphate binding; metal ion binding. Lineage: Eukaryota; Fungi; Ascomycota; Sordariomycetes; Hypocreales; Cordycipitaceae. Bases 1 to 1992 code for a protein of 663 amino acids. Gene Ontology annotation, biological process: protein targeting to vacuole; protein transport to vacuole involved in ubiquitin-dependent protein catabolic process via the multivesicular body sorting pathway. Gene Ontology annotation, cellular component: ESCRT-0 complex. The transcript is spliced from 4 exons. The record is from RefSeq and is a predicted model, not a curated record.